GCGUGAUCAGCUGCAGCGAAACGUGGAAAAGAUUUCUUUCAAACGGGAUGCGAUAAACCAUGAUGGAUGCAAAUGGGAAACGAACAGGGGCGAACCCAAAUAGAGUACCGACUCUUCCAGCAACAAAACCAAUUCCUUGGCGUACAAAAAUAAACGUGUCUCAAUGUACCAAGUGUUUUAAGAUAUUCACCUCAUUUAGCCAACUGGGCCACCACAUGAAUGUACACGCACCUGAAAAAGCAUUUGCGUGUGAAACAUGUGGAAAGCGAUUCUCAAGUUUGAAACAAUUAGGAUACCACAUGAAAUACAUAGAAAACCCAUACUGGUGCAGGGAAAGUGGAGAGAGGUUUGCAAAGGCAGAUGAUUUAAGUUUCCACUCUAAAAUGCACUCUAAAGAAGUACACAUUUGUCAGCAAUGUGGAAAGCAUUAUGACACAUGGGACCAACUGAAGAUACACGUCAGUGCACAUAACAUAGACAUCAAAUCCUUUCGUGGUCGAGUUCAGAGGUCAAUAACCAAAACGCACAAGCACAGACCAGUGGUACACAUUAAACCUCGGCAAAAUGAGCGACCCCCUGAACUGAAACUCACAUUUGAGCAGGAUGAACAUAUGAAAACACUUGUGAAAGAAUCCGGCAAUCGGGACAGCGAUGAAGCUAAGAUUCAGUCAGACAACCACAGAACCAAGAAUAAGAAGAAAAAAUACGCACACACGCACUGCAAGAAGAGUUUUCUGGGGCGACGUGAACUGAACAACCACGAAAAAUCACACAAAGGUGAACAGGUUUAUCUAUGCGAGCGCUGUGGAAAAAGCGUCAGCGGACUCCCGGGGUUUGAAGAACACAUGACAAAACACGAACGGUUAUAUUUAUGCGAGUUGUGUGGGGAGAGUUUCACGGGACGAACUGACUACAAGCAGCAUAACAAAAAGCACAUAGAUGAAGACUCAUAUCUGUGUGAAGUUUGCGGGGACUGCUUUAUUCACGUCUACGAUUUAGACGCCCACAUGGAAACUCAUGCGGAAGAACAACUACGCCUAUGUGCUGUAUGUGGAUAUUGCUUGACCAAUAGCAAAGGAUUUAACAGUCAUAUGAAGCUUCACGAAAGUCACGUAGAACCUAGUGGCACAGCGGAAAACAGUGAGCACGUGGGUAUGCAGCAAACAGAAAUGUCGAUAAUUCUCUGUGAAUUAUGUGGAGACAGUUACAACGAGAGUAAAGGUGAGUGUAUAUGUCAUGUGACUGUCGAAGACGUACCAGGAAAAUGCGGAGACAGUUUUUGCAAACGCAAGGAAAUGGAAACACACAUGAAUUCGGGUCCGGCGUGUGUAGAAGUUAGGGAUGAACCAGUUGAUAUGGUGAGUAUUGCCGACAAGUGCACAAUCGAUAGAAGUGAUGAAUUUGACGGGCGUGUGGUGUGUGAGCGAAUUCGGGUGAACAUUGCAACAAUACUAUCUAAUGGUGAUGAGAAACAUCACCUAUCACACACAAAAGACAAGAAACUGUCACGCAAGCGUAAACGUCAUCAUAGCAACACAAACAAGGGCAGAAAGAGACACAAUCAGACAGUUCGCCUGGACACCUCAAUUCCGUGUAAUAACGCAACCGUGCAAGCCAAGCUGCACACUAAACAAAUUUGUAUCGAACCACGUCUUAAAAGAAAAUAUGUGAAUAAACGAGCGCCCGGACAGACUGAAAAAAUAUCACACAAAUUUCGCUGUUUAGUCUGUGGAAGCAUAUUCGACUCGUGUGACGCCCUCAUCGAUCAUACAUGGGAACAUAUACAGGAAAUUCUACUAAAAUUUUACAAACUAAAUAAAGAAAACGAACAGAAUUCCUCUCUCAAAAAGAAAUUGAAAAAGAACAUAUCACAUUCAUGUAAAAUGUGUGGACAUAGUUUUAAGAGUAAGGGCACUCUUGCGAAACAUGUGGGUAAAGAACAUAGAAUUUCAGGGAGACCCAAAAAACAAAGCUUCCCUAGCCUGAAGAUUCUCUACGCUGACCACAUGAACACGUCAUAUAUUGGGGGUGAUGUAGAAGAUUCAUAUACUCAUUCACACAUGCGAACAGAAGAAAUCAAAUAUAGCACUGCGCGACUUUCUGAUCGGUAUAACUUCCGACGCAACGUACCUGUAGUGAACCAAUACGGAGAGACGGUCACCGAUGAACAAUUUGAGAACAUUGUCCAAGACGAUGUAUAUAAUGAUGGAUACGUGAAAGAUUACACCGAAGACGACGAGAAAGGGCGAAAAUAUGACGACAACAAGAAUAUGGGUCCAGUCCACUGUAAGAACUGCGACAAAUAUUUUACAAAACGUGACUAUUUUGACUGGCAUAUAUGCAUCAAAUUACAGAAGCGUGGGAAAACGUAUAAAUGCGAAUAUUGUAGCCAGAAAUUUCGAAAAUCGGCCAACCUUCAACAACAUAUGAUAGAGCAGAAACACAAUUUUAACUCGCGUCAUGAUAACCAGAAUUGUUCUUCAACGCAAGACUAUCUACGCACACAUUUGAAUACUGGGUCAGUACGCCGGUCAAUACAUUUGAGAAAGGAAGCACUGUAUCAACGCCAUUGGUGUGAACAGGGCUACUCUGAAAACAAUAAUCAUAUUCGUCGUGUUGAAACACACAAAGUAAACCCGUACACCUGUCAGAAAUGCGGAGAGUGUUUUUGUUCACCCGAGGCUCUUAGUGACCACAUGGAAACCCAUAAAUUAGAACCGUGUUUGGAAUAUAGCCAACAUCAAACUAAUAAAGUCAAGAUUGACCUGAAAUUGAAAAAGAUGUCUACUGUAGUGCAGGAAUUUAGGGUGAAUUUUAAUUUGUAA
Saccoglossus kowalevskii is the source of this 2825-nucleotide messenger RNA. RefSeq names its product zinc finger protein 585A-like. NCBI's taxonomy places the organism in Eukaryota, Metazoa, Hemichordata, Enteropneusta, Harrimaniidae. The record is from RefSeq and is a predicted model, not a curated record.